Messenger RNA from Strongylus vulgaris, 437 nucleotides. The record is from the annotation of a GenBank genome assembly. NCBI's taxonomy places the organism in Eukaryota, Metazoa, Nematoda, Chromadorea, Rhabditida, Strongylidae.
AUGAACUGCGGCGAAUCGCCUGACCACUGGCAAUACCUUGUCGAGGUUCUGGAAGUCCCUGGGAGCCGAGGAGAAGCAAAUUUGGUAGAAAAAUGCAAACUUUGCAACCGGGUCAACACUGUCAUAGCUGCAUCACUUCUGUAUCCAAAAGACCCCAUUGGAAUUUUAGAAGCAGUAAAACUUUUGAGUGGUAUUCCGUUUUCUUUAGCUAUCAUACCCGAUUCUAUUGGAUCAUAUGAUGCUGAGGAGCAUAAUGAAGAAUGGCAAUCCAUGCUACAGUUUGACUGCCGAGGCUUGGAACCGUUUGACUUUGAACCUCGAAACGGAUGGACAGCAGUAGGCAUCGAGUCGGGCACCGUUUUUGAUGAUAUCGAUCUUUCUGAAAAGGUAAUUUGUGCUUUUAUUUCUUGCACAUUUUUCUUAUGUUUGGUUUAAAA